GUUAAGCAUGAUAUGUCAUAGCUGUCACUGCUCACUGCCAUGGCAGCUAAGCUAUUAAAGGGAAAAGAGAGACAAAUGCUGACACACCCUCUAUAUAUUCCUCUGCUAACAGAGUCACAACUUCAAACGGUGUUGCGCACUUCCAAGAAACGUUUCACCAUUUUCCGCUUUCUAGGAUACUCUGGAUAGUUUUCAACUGGACAGCAUGUCAACAUAUCUGAGCCUAUGGAUGCACGUCGGCUGCCUGUCUCUGGUGCUGGUUGCCGUGGGGACAAUGGAAUGUACAGAGCGAGAGUCUCUUAUUCAACAGAUCUCCAUCGUGGAGACCACUCAGUGCCUGAUGGACUGCACUGUUCUGACCUUUGCCAAGAUCAUGGAACUGGGAGAUAAUAGGAGCAUACGGAUGAAAGACUCUUCGCAGGAAGAACAGAGAAACCACACGGAUUACUGCUGGCCGCUGGAUUUAAAGUGCACGGCGGGGGAGCACCUGCAGCAAGCGUUUGUGCUCAUGCCCGUGGAUCAAUAUGUGGUCACGCACGUGGACCUGACGGUGAAUGGGAUUGGGCCUGUCGAGGGGACACUGAACGCACACGAAGGUCCGACCAUGCUCCCCGACGACUGUGGCCUCCGCUAUGACGUCACGUCGGUCUACCAAUCUACGCCCAGGGAGUCCCAGGGAGUGGGGUCGGAUUUCUGCGUCCAGGUGUUCCCCCGGAAACCCCUCUCUAGGGAGGGGAUGUUGAAGUGCUUCCCUUUCCUGGUGACCAUCUGGCAGAAGGGCGAUCUGGCAGAUCAGUCCAAGCUGGAAGGAGGGGGCUAGAGGGUAGCCCAUUACUACCCCCCU
Messenger RNA from Gadus macrocephalus (Pacific cod), 844 nucleotides. RefSeq lists its product as uncharacterized. NCBI's taxonomy places the organism in Eukaryota, Metazoa, Chordata, Actinopteri, Gadiformes, Gadidae. The record is from RefSeq and is a predicted model, not a curated record. Bases 206 to 820 code for a protein of 204 amino acids. The transcript is spliced from 2 exons.